UCGCGGACGUGACUGGGAGGAGCCUGGCCGCCUCGGAUUUCCGUGCUGGGGCGGCCAUGGCGGAGCCCACCGUGUGCUCCUUCCUCACCAAGGUGCUGUGCGCCCACGGGGGCCGCAUGUUCCUGCAGGACCUGCGCGCCCACGUGGAGCUCUCGGAGGCCCGGCUCCGCGACGUGCUGCGCCAGGCCGGAGCCUUGUGUUCUAGGUCUACCUGUACCCUUUCCCAUGACAUCCACACACCUGUCAACAUCCAGGUCCUGAAAAACCAUGGGCUUUUCGGCCUCAAUGAAGCCCAGCUUCGGAUUCUGCUUUUACAGAACGACCCCUGCCUUUUACCAGAGGUCUGUUUGUGCUACAACAAAGGUGAAGCCCUGUAUGGCUACUGCAUCCUCAAGGACAAAUGCAACAAGUUUCAUGUGUGCAAGUCCUUUGUCAGGGGAGAGUGCAGGCUUCAGAAAUGCAAACGGUCCCACCAACUCAUCAACGCGGCAUCCCUGAAGCUGCUGGAGGACCAAGGACUGAAUGUGUCCAGUGUCGUUAACUUCCAGAUCAUCUCUACCUACAGGCACGAGAAGCUGCACAAGAUGCUUGAAAAUAAAGAUAAUUCAGCGUCUUCUGUUGAGCACUCACCGGGCCUUGAGAAGCAAGGAAGACCGGUUCCUGGGGCUGCAGAAGCCCGUCCCCUGGCUUCUGGCCCUGCCCAGUCGGCCAAGAAGCCAUGUGCAGGGAAACCGUGAAGGACGUCGCUGAAGUAAGAAG
Messenger RNA from Myotis davidii, 759 nucleotides. RefSeq names its product zinc finger CCCH-type, antiviral 1-like (gene ZC3HAV1L). Gene Ontology annotation, molecular function: metal ion binding. Lineage: Eukaryota; Metazoa; Chordata; Mammalia; Chiroptera; Vespertilionidae. The record is from RefSeq and is a predicted model, not a curated record. The transcript is spliced from 4 exons. Bases 57 to 737 code for a protein of 226 amino acids.